Messenger RNA from Durio zibethinus, 1984 nucleotides. Its product is annotated as Ubiquitin carboxyl-terminal hydrolase family protein. Gene Ontology annotation, molecular function: RNA binding. The record is from RefSeq and is a predicted model, not a curated record. NCBI's taxonomy places the organism in Eukaryota, Viridiplantae, Streptophyta, Magnoliopsida, Malvales, Malvaceae.
CCGAUCAAAUUAGCGAUUGGAACAUUUGUUUUUUCAUUGUUUUUUUAAAUUUCUAAAAUUUUAAAUAUUUUAACUCUAAUUAACCGGUUGAGCCGAGGCUUAGUUACCCUCCUCAGCUAUUGAGCGGAGGUUAAAGCAUAGGGAGAUAUACCUUACUUCGUCUCCAAACGCCAGUAUUUUUGAUAAUAUUGGUUUUGGAAUUUGCACACCAACUGUUCGAGGUUUUGUCUCAGAAAAGCAGUGUCGUUUCAUAUUACUUGAUAAUGAAAAGAAGAUCUAUAAUGACGUUGUCAUCUUCAACAAUCCCAUGUCCAAAAUCAGACUCUAUGUUUGUUUCAGUGAGGCAAAUAUCAAGUGGUGGAAAGAGAUCAAAGAAGAAAAUAUACCAUAGAGACUAUCAACUUGACAAAGUAAUGGACUUGCAAAAGAAGCCAUCUUUAAUUCUUCAGCUAAAGUCCAUUAUCCAAUCUCAAAAGCAUCAAUCUCUUCUUCUUCGCGACGUUGAAAAGGAAGUUGGGUUUGUGGAAAAAUGGAACUUCGUGUCCAUCAUUGAGAAGUACCCUUCAAUAUUCCAUGUUGGUGGUGGUAGUGGAAAAGAACUCCCUUUUGUUACGCUCACUCGGAAAGCCCAAAAGAUUGCAAGUGAAGAGGGUGAGGCGAGGAAUUUGAUGGAACCCAUUUUAGUUAAGAAUCUAAGGAAGUUGUUAAUGUUGUCGAUUGAUUGUAGGGUGCCAUUGGAAAAGGUUGAAUUCAUUGGAAAUGAACUUGGUUUGCCUCUGGAUUUUAAAAAGUCAUUGAUUUUGAAAUAUCCCGAAUAUUUUUCCAUCAAAGAUAUCAAUGGUAGAGCAUAUGUUAACUUGGAGAACUGGGAUUCUUCACUGGCGGUGACUGCUCGCGAGGAGAGAUUUGCGAGUGAAGGUGUGUUGCAGUCUGCUGGGGGUCGACAGAAGGUUAGGAUCAUGAAAGAUGGUAACUAUCUGGGUCCAUUUGCAUUUAAAAUGUGUUUUGCUGCUGGUUUUAGACCGAAUAAGAGUUAUCUUGAGGAGCUUGAGAGGUGGCAGAAAAUGGAAUUCCCUUCUCCAUACUUGAAUGCAAGGAGAUUUGAACAUGCAGAUCCAAAGGCUCGGAAAAGAGUGGUGGCAUUACUUCAUGAGCUCCUCAGUUUGACUAUGGAGAAGCGGAUGACAUCUGCACAAUUGUAUGCAUUUCAUUCAGAGUACCUGUUACCAUCUAAAUUAGUGCUAUGUUUGAUAAAGCAUCAUGGUAUCUUUUACAUUACAAAUAAAGCUGCAAGGAGCACCGUACUCCUUAAAGAAGCUUAUGAUGGUACAAAAUUGGUAGAUAAAUGUCCUAUGUUGAUGUUCAAUGAUAAAUUUAUCGCACUUAGUGGUAGAAAUGAGAUCAGUUCAUGUAAUAGUUUGAAUUCUUCACAGGCUGUUAUGUGAAAUUUUGAUUCAGCUACAUCAAUAGUAUUGAAUAAGGGUUAUUUAAAAACUAGUUGAUGUUAGAUAUUAAGCAUAAAGUGAAGCUCCCAAAAUCCAAACAAUUACACUCCUAAUAUGUUGCAGUCAACAUUUAAUGUUUCAUCUUGCUGAAACAACUAAUAGUGUCAUUGCCUAUGUAAUGAUAUCAAACAUUUAUAUCCAGAUAUAAUGGAUUUUUUCUUCUUGUUUGUUUUUGGUUUGAACAUAGCCAAGACUGGUAUAUAGUAAUAGUGAAAUGCCUUCAUAGAGUUUCUUGAUAUACUUAAAUUUUGAUACAUAGGAGUUUAUGAGACAUAGUAUCACACUGAUGAUUAUAAUGAUGGUAUACUAUAAGUACCAUGACCGAGAGACAACAUUUUAACCAAAAUGCAACAUGUAAAAUCCUUUGAUACCAACUCACCGGAUAAAAUGAUCCAAACCCCCAAAUAAGUUUCAUUCUUUAAUUUUUUACAUGUUAAGAAAAGAGUAUGAUUUCAACCUUACGAGUUUUUGAGUUUGUA